Molecule: messenger RNA, 1472 nt
Organism: Paramormyrops kingsleyae
Lineage: Eukaryota; Metazoa; Chordata; Actinopteri; Osteoglossiformes; Mormyridae
Product: protein THEM6
Source: RefSeq, a predicted model, not a curated record
AGAGACUCACCGGCAUCGGAACACUAGGAUGACGUGCCGAAGAAGGAGGCUUGCGGCAGCCCGACCGGCAGACGGGAUCAAACGAGCGUACCAAUGCUGCUGUGGGUGCUGUCCGGACUCUUGCUGCUCUUCUGCAGCCUGGACGUCUGGUACUUCCUCCGGGGGGCUGUAACGGUGCUCCGCGCCUGGCUCCAAGGUCCCGUCUGGGACAUCCUGGCUGAGCAGAGCGUUCGUGGCCGGGUCCUUCUCCAGGAUGUCGACUUCAUGGGCCACAUGAACAACGGCAGGUACCUGCGGGAAUGUGACUUUGCCCGCUUCGCCCACUACACGCGGAAUGGCCUCAUGAAGGGCACGCGGGCGCUGGGCGCCAACAUGGUAGUGGGGGCCUCCACCAUCCGCUACCGGCGCUCCCUGCGACUGGGCGAGGCCUUCGAGCUGCGCAGCCGCAUCGUGAGCUGGGACGAUAAGGCCUUCUUUGUGGAGCAGCGCUUCGUCUCCUGCGCAGACGGCUUCGUCGCCGCAGUCAUGUUCUGCAGGCAGAACGUCCUGCGCAGCAGCCCAGACAAGGUCCUGCAGUUCCUGUGCAAGAGGAAGGUGGAGUGUCCAGAGGUCCCAGAAGACCUGCAGCACUGGAUGAACUACAUCAAAUCCAGCAGUGAGGGCCUGAGGGCGGAGAAUGACCUGGAGAAAAGCAAAUGAGGGGGGGGACCAGGCUGGGGGGGAGGGGGUGUGAUUGCCUAAUAUUUAUUGUAACACACAUCACCAGAAUCUGUUAUUACCCAUCUGGAAGUUUGAGAUGUUCAGAGUCAUGUGACCAUAGCUGGAGAAACAAGAUGUAUGUUAAAAGAAGCCAGCAGCUGUGUGAAAAUAUCAACAGCUCUGUACUGCACUGCAUGAUGAAAGCCCCCCCCCUAAGAAAUCAGCUGUGUAAUACUGCAUGUUCAGGUGGGGGUUAAUUGAUUCUUCUUAAUUGAACCAAAGUACUGCACAGCCACCGAUGUCCGUUAGAUCAAACGCAUAUCUGUCCGUAUGAUGCUGCACAUCUGUAACCCUGCUUGGCGUUUAGCUGUAGCUACGCUGCUUUAUUUUAAGACGCCGAAGUUGGACUGUUUAACUGUGAUGCUGAAGAAUUACCCACAAGACACAGUCACCUCUCUGUUCACAGUGGUACUGUGCUGUGAUUGAGGGAACACUGGCUGGGGGGAAGACUGGACCCCACAGUUUUGUAGGCACUGAACCCAGAAAAUGCACUAUGCAGCAUCUGAGUAGUAUCCUAAUUAAAUUGGUAUUUAAUUAAGGAGAUUGAGGUGGGCAAAGGGAACAUUCUUCUGUUUAUAUACUGUCAAUAACCUUGCAGGUUCUAAUUCUUUGAAUGCGGAGGGUCUCUUCAAUGCAUGUAUCUAUUUUAAUUUGAGCGCACAUUUGAAGACCAUUGAAUGGAUUGUGUGUGUUAUUUAAAGCAUUUUAAUGGA